Messenger RNA from Gryllus bimaculatus (two-spotted cricket), 432 nucleotides. The record is from the annotation of a GenBank genome assembly. Lineage: Eukaryota; Metazoa; Arthropoda; Insecta; Orthoptera; Gryllidae.
GGCCGCAGCCGCGCAGCGACGCGAGGGCGCGCGCGUUUCAACGCGGACGAAGUGCCUCCGUCGGCAGUGGAGGCGGCGGCGAUGCCUCCGCGCUCCACCAGCGCCACCAGCGCCUCCAGAACCUCCAAGAGCUCCAGUCCCUCCAGAACGGCGCAGCGGCGGAGCAGUCUAACCGCCUCCGCGCUGGAGCCCGAGCCGGCGUCGUCGGUGGCGGCGCCGGUGCGUCAGCAGUUCCUGAGCCGGCGCUCAGGCGUGGCGGCGGCCGAGGAGGCGGCGGCGGCGCCGGCCCCACGCGGGCGCGCCGCGGCCAGCAGGCGCAGCGCGGCGCGUUUGGCGCGCGCAGGCACGGGCGCGCGCCCCGCCCCGCCCCCGGCCACCGCCCCCGUCACGUCCCGCCCACCGCGCGCUGCCAGACGGCCGACGCGCGCCUCG